UAACGCCCCCUCCCUCUCUUUCCUCUUCUUUUGUCGCUGGUCCAAGCGAGUCGCGUGAAGACGGUGCGGGUCUGCCCCCACGCCGAAUCGCUCCUCCAUCGCCUCCGAUCGCUCUCUUAGCUUCAUCCGUUUCUCUUCGUUGUCGAAUUAGUUGUCUCUGUAGGAAUGUAGGAAGAAUGUAGUAAUUGCAGCAGUUGCUGGAUGAUGGAGAGUUGUGACUGCUUGGAGCCACAAUGGCCCGCCGAUGAGCUUCUAAUUAAAUAUCAGUACAUAUCGGAUUUCUUCAUAGCCCUUGCGUAUUUCUCUAUUCCACUUGAGCUCAUUUAUUUUGUGAAGAAGUCUUCCUUCUUUCCAUAUAGAUGGGUUCUGGUUCAGUUUGGUGCUUUUAUUGUUCUUUGUGGAGCAACCCAUCUCAUAAACUUGUGGACUUUCACAGUGCACUCAAAAACUGUUGCCAUUGUUAUGACUGUUGCAAAAGUUUCAACUGCUGUUGUGUCCUGUGUGACAGCUCUAAUGCUUGUUCAUAUCAUUCCUGAUUUGCUGAGUGUAAAGACAAGAGAGCUAUUUUUGAGGAGUAAAGCUGAAGAACUGGAUAGAGAAAUGGGCUUGAUACGGACACAGGAAGAAACAGGAAGACACGUUAGAAUGCUUACGCAUGAAAUCAGAAGCACACUUGAUAGACAUACGAUAUUAAUGACUACCCUUGUGGAGCUGGGGAGGACUUUGGGUUUGGAGGAAUGUGCACUCUGGAUGCCAUCACGUAGUGGUUCAAAUCUUCAGCUUUCUCAUACCCUGCGGUACAAGAUUACAGUUGGGUCAACUGUGCCGAUUAAUCAUCCUAUAGUCAAUGAAGUUUUUAGUUGCAGUCAUGCAAAAAUAAUUCCACACACAUGCCCAUUGGCAAGGAUUCGGCCUCUUUCAGGAAGAUAUGUGUCACCAGAGGUGGCUGCAGUGAGAGUUCCUCUUUUGCAUCUUUCAAAUUUCCAAAUUAAUGAUUGGCCAGAGCUUUCUGCAAAAUGUUAUGCUGUGAUGGUUUUGAUGCUCCCAUCAGAUAGUGCAAGAAAAUGGCACAUUCAUGAAAUGGAGCUUGUUGAAGUGGUUGCUGAUCAGGUAGCAGUAGCACUUUCACAUGCUGCUAUUCUGGAAGAAUCUAUGCGGGCCCGUGAUUUACUUAUGGAGCAAAAUAUUGCCCUAGAUUUGGCUCGGCGGGAGGCAGAAAUGGCCAUACGUGCUCGCAAUGAUUUUCUAGCAGUCAUGAACCAUGAAAUGCAAACUCCAAUGCAAGCAAUUAUUGCUCUUUCUUCCCUGCUUCUUGAAACUGAAUUAACUCCUGAACAACGAUUGAUGAUAGAAACCAUAUUGAAGAGUAGCAACCUUCUAGCUACACUCAUCAACAAUGUUUUUGAUCUGUCUAAACUUGAGGAUGGUAGCCUUGAGUUAGAGGUUGGAGCUUUCAAUCUUCAUGCAGUUUUUAGAGAGGUCAUGAAUUUGAUAAAGCCAAUUGCAGCUGUGAAGAAAUUGUCAGUGUCAGUGAUGUUGGCACCAGACUUGCCAUUGUGUGCCAUUGGUGAUGAAAAACGGCUGAUGCAGACUAUCUUAAAUAUUGCUGGUAAUGCUGUUAAAUUUACAAAGGAGGGCCGCAUUUCACUUACAGCUUCAGUUGGCAAGCCAGAGUAUUUGAGGGACAUUCCUGACUUCUGUCCAGUCCCCAGUGAUGGGCAUUUUUACCUGAAAGUUCAGGUUAAUAUAUAUCCCAUACUCCAUGAACCUCUUGAGAUCAAAAGUUUCCACUGUGACACGAUAUUACAUACGCAUAAUGACUGCAUCUUCAUCUUGACAGACAUUUUGGUGCAUGAGCUACUUGCAAUAACAAUUCUUAAAAUCAAGUGGCAAUCUUCUAUACUGCAGGUUAAGGAUACUGGUUGCGGAAUCAGUCCUCAAGACAAAGCACAUUUAUUUACCAAAUUUGCGCAGGCUCAAAGUGGAAAAAACCAAGGUUAUAGCGGCAGUGGACUUGGGCUUGCCAUUUGUAAGAGGUUUGUUAGUCUCAUGGAAGGACACAUCUGGCUUGAAAGUGAAGGUGCUGGAAAGGGUUGUACAGCGACGUUCAUUGUGAAGCUUGGGACGUGUGAAAAUCCUAUUGGAUAUCAGCAACAAACUGUGCCUAAAGCAAGGCUAAAUCAUAGAGAGGCAGAUCUUUCGGGCCCAAGAGCACUGUCAAAAGAUGAGAAAGGACUGGCUCGAUACCAAAAAAGUGUAUAGAUGCUUUGAAAGUCUGGUGAGUCAUACCAAUUUUGAUAUAAUUCCAGGUGUAAAACCUGAUAUUUCCGAUGCUUUCAGGUGGCACAUUUUGUUGCCCGAAUGAGAAAAUUCAGUAGCUCUUGCGGCAGGGAAGGUAGCAGUGUAGAGGUGCUGGUUCCAACGCUGACUGGCUUGGAGGUAUUUAUACUGGAAGCACUGCAUACAAACAUCCUUCUAUCUGCUUGAUUGAAGCUUGCUAUAGUAAUAUAUUUGAACUUUUUAGUGAAAUUUGGUGCAUUUUGAUAUAAACUUUAUUUGUAAGGAAAAGUGUGAUGGAAAUCGUCUCCACCAGUCGUUAAGCAUUGUAUAUUAACCCCUGUUUAUCCGCUUGAUUGAAGUCUUCUAAGAUGAUAAACUUUUUAUUGAUAAUUGGUGCACAUUUUUUAAGCCUUAA
Messenger RNA from Phoenix dactylifera (date palm), 2695 nucleotides. RefSeq names its product putative ethylene response sensor 1. Gene Ontology annotation, cellular component: endoplasmic reticulum; endoplasmic reticulum membrane. The record is from RefSeq and is a predicted model, not a curated record. Lineage: Eukaryota; Viridiplantae; Streptophyta; Magnoliopsida; Arecales; Arecaceae. Gene Ontology annotation, molecular function: ethylene receptor activity; ethylene binding; phosphorelay sensor kinase activity. Gene Ontology annotation, biological process: response to ethylene; phosphorylation; signal transduction.